UAUCCCUACGUCCAUGUACGUCCAUCUUGUUGUAGUUCUUUCUUUCAGUCUCCAAUUUUUAAUUUAAUUACAAUACAAUCUUUUUGGAGUUAGAUGGUACAGACGUGUGUGUUAAUUAAACCAAUAACACUAUGGGGCUUUCUUUGGAAGUUUAGCUGUAUAUUGCACAUAAACAUUAACCUACUGGAAUUCUCGUAACAGUUGGUGGUAAGAAGAAAGUGAAGAAGAAGAAGGCUUUGCUUACAUUUGUAUUAAAGUUUAUGACCGUUUUAUGGUCAUAAACUAUCAAGUGUAGUGCAUCAAAAUGGAACUGCCGGACUGCCCACCUGGAGCAGAAGGUUAUGAAGAUUCUGUUAUUGAAGUUGCCAAGAAACCAGCCUCAGAUGAUGCAGCUGGUACUAAGGCGGAGCAAGAGUUUCUGGAACAUCUGAACAGCUUGAAGAUCAAGGUCGAGCAUGGGGAAGCGCGGCCGAUGGUUGAGAGGCGUGGGCGCGACGUGUCUGGCAAAUGGAUCUACCUGUGCUACCCCUGCGCGGCUGUCUGCAGCGGGGAGAGCAUCCUGCAGACUCAUAUAUCUGGGAAGAAGCACAAGAUCAAGCUGUCGAUGAAGAAUGUUUGGCCUCAAAGUAUUUUCGAUGAACAUCCAUAUGUGAUGAGUGAAAAAGGCACAAGCAAGGAAAAAAGUGGAGCCACAGAAAAGGUUCUACAGAAAAUGGCCGAAGAAGUGAACUAUCACAACAACCCGUCGGAUUUGGAGAACAAAUACAACAAGUACAAGAACGUGCGUUGUCAUAUUCAGGACUCGCUCGACGCGUGCCAUACGCCGCUAAUAGGCGUGGAAUACCUCGUGGAGCACCCGCCGGAAGAGGCGCACUACGAGCCCUCGUACAUCUGCACGCUGUGCUACAAACAGGGCCAUCCGCGCACCAUCAUCAACCACAUGACCUGCUUCUGGCACCGGUUCAACUACAUCAGCCGGCACUUCCUCAAGGCGAGCGUAUUGUUGGCGCCGUAUAAAAACCUGCAGAAGUACCGUGAAGGCGUCGGCAUCAUUAUGAACCGUAUCGCCCAGAGAAUAGAGGACAAGUACGGCCGUCUCGCACCCGUCAAUAUCGACAAGGAGGAAUACGAGAAGGAAAAAGAACGCAUACACCAAUGGUUAUCCAAAAGUCCUCAUUUCACUGAGAAAGAAGGCUGUACUAUGGAAGAGAUUGUCGAUACCGACCUGAUAGAGUCGUUAAAUAAAUCCACUGAGGUCAAACAGGAUGUACCCAAGAGCAAAUAUGAUAAGAGAGAUCCCUCUCCUCCCAAAGUUGCGGCGCCUACGAAACCUUUGUUUAAUAGUUACACUCGUUCCGCUGGACGGCAGGAGAGACGCGCUGGCUCGCCGUUGUCUGAUAUCAGCGACGAAAUGGAACAGCGUCGCGAUCUACGCCCCUACAACAGGAACACAAACUUACACCAAAGUCGUUACGAACCAUAUCGUGACAAGCGGCACGAGAGCCCUACUCGCAUGCGCUAUACCAAGAAGAAUGGCAGACAAACAACCGAGGAAAAGCAAAAAGCUCCAAACUACGAUUACAAGGUGAAACUAGCUGAGGAGAAGCGUCAGAGCGCAGUGGAGGCGGCCAAGAAGACACUCGCUUACCAUGAGAAGAACCCGGAGAAGCAUCCCCUCUACCCCGAGGAGUGGAAGAAAUUCUGGAACCGACGAUAUAAGGAAAUUCAGGCCGAGGGUAAAGAUCCUUCGAAGCACGACUUCAAACCGGAAUGGAUAUUGUUUUGGACGGCGCGCAUGAAGGAACUACACGAGGAAGAACUAAAGGUGCACGUAAGCGAGAUAUAUCGCAAGAUGUGUCUCACGCCGCCUGAACUGAAGCGAGACGAUGAGCCCAAACCUGGCCCUCAAGAUUCUAAGAACGCAAACCCAAUGGAAAGACGAAGAUCGCCCGAACCCAGACGGUGGUCACCUGAUCCCAGACGGAGGUCACCCGACCCCAGACGGAGGUCACCCGAUCCCAGACGGAGGUCACCCGAUCCCAGACGGAGGUCACCCGAUCCCAGAAGGAGGUCACCCGACCCCAGACGAAGGUCACCUGACCCUAGGCAUCCUGACUUACGUUUCCCCAGGCAAAGGUCGCCCGACCCCAGAAGAAGGUCUCCUGACCCUAGACGACACUCGCCCCCGGAUCAUAGAAAGCUGCCCAUACCGAGGAGACCUUUAAAUGAUCGCUAUAGAAUAGACAGACGGGAAAAUAGAUCUCCCCCUCGUCCGAGGUCGAACGAACGCGUCAUCGUACCGCCCAGUCGCUCACAUACCAGUCGUCCUCGUUCGCGUAGCCCUAUACCACGCCCCCGCGAGUCGCGAGGCAGCGGCAGCCCCUUGUCCCGGCGCGCGGCGGUCGAACCGCUCCGCAACCGCAGCCGCUCGCCGCAGCAGCGGGCCGCCAACGCUGCUGGACCAGUCGCGCCUUCCAUGCAGACCGUGCUCAUAUCCGACGAUGAACUCAAACCCGACGACCUCUCACCGUGGAAUUCGGACAACGACAUGGACUCGAUCCUUUCAAUGCCCGACGUGCGGUCACCGACGCGAUUAUCGCGCGCCGGCAGCGAAAUGUCCCGCGCGUCGCGUCCCAGGCGCGAGUACUCGCGGAUCGCGCAGCCCGAUGACCUGGGGCCCGCGGAGAACGUGAUAGCCACCCUCAGGCUGCUGGUCGCCUUAGAAGACUACCUGGGCAGCGUCGGGCCCAAGAUGGUGGAGCUGCUCACUGAAGCGCUACGCAUGGAGAAGGAGAAAGGCAAUUCAUCCGAGGAGUUGCUCGACCGCGACACUGCCGUCGUUCUAAUGGAGACUGCCAAGGAGAAGCUUAAAGGCGCCGUACAAGCCGGACUUGUACCAAGCAGUGCGGCCGGGGCCGUUCGAUCCGCCGUCGUUAGGACUGCGGCCACUCUGCACGCGGCCGAUACCCGCGCGAGAGAACGGGCUAAGCAGAAGGCUGACAACCCGAAAGCCGAAGAGAAGGCUUUACCAGUCGCGGGCGUCGGCGAAGUGGACCGCGCUCAGAUCGCUCAGCAAAUGGCGGCCGCGCUCAUAGCUCAAGGGAAGACGGACGUUUCAUCCGAAGAGUUGGCUCAAUUAGUGGACGCAGUGGUCGGAAUGGCGGAGGCUAAGAAGCGAGAGAGUGAAGUGAAGAAGGUGGAAGUUAAGAAGCCUGCGCAGGUGAAGGCAGCGCCUCAGGCGAACAGUUCGGCUUCCGCGCUGCAGCUGCUGCAGUCGGCGUACGAUGAGAACGAAAAAAAAGCGGACAAAGAGGAGAUCGCCGAUGCAAUGGACGGCUUGUCCGACUCCGAUUUGGAGACUUUAUUGAAGAACUUCAACGAGCUCUCUGCUGAGGAGCAACACAGUUUGAUAGCGUAUUUGAAGAAGCUCGAGGCUAAAGAGCCCGAGAGAGUGGAAAGGUUACGUCAGUACGUUAGCUCGGCAGAUAACGCCGCUCCGCCCGUAACUAUCGAUGUGGAGAAACCUGUUGUUGUUGCUGUGGAUCCCAAACCCGUUACUGUUGAGAGCGAUGACGACGAUUAUACUGUUGAAGAGGUAUUCCAAUCGGCCACUCAAAAAGUGAAAGAAGAUCAGAUACGUCAAGAAAUGGAAAUAGUUAAGAAGUCCCUCGAGGAGACCAAACCUAUGACGGUCCCCACGGAAACUAAGCCAACGCCAUCUAUCGAUUUGACGCGCAACUUGUCGUCUGCUACAGAUCUCUUGGCUUUGGUCCAGGCGUCGAUUCAGUCCACCGCAAAGGCCGCUAAUACUACGACAGCUCAAUCGGCAGAAGUAGUCACUAGCAAUACGCAACCACGUUCUUUUGGCGAUUUACCAGAAGCACCAUUAGAGCCAGCUAAACCUCUCAUCAAUCCUGCUCCGAUGGUCCAACCACCCAGCUUUAACCAAGGCUUAUUACAAACACCACAAAACCAAGGAAAUCAAAACAAUCAAUAUGAUAACAAUAACAUGGGCGGUUGGAAUCAAAUUUCCCCACAAAGUGUUUCGGGUAAUAGAGAUUCUUACACGCAGGAUGGUGCUCCUCAAAAUUACGAUAAUAGGGGUGCUAUGAUGCAAGAUAAUAUGGGGAACUUUGCACCACAAAAUAGGGGGCCUAUGGUACAGAACGUUAGAGGACCCUUACUGCAGGACAACAGGGGUCCUCCCUUGCAAGACAACAGAGGACCAUAUCAACAGAAUGUCAGGGCUCCAUUUCAACAGGAUAAUAGAGGUCCAAUUCAACAGGAUGGUAGAGGUCAAUUCCAACAGGAUAGUAGAGGACAGUUCCAACAGGAUAGUAGAGGACAGUUCCAACAGGAUAGUAGAGGACAAUUCCAACAGGGUAACAGAGGUCCAAUGCAGCAGAAUAGUGGUGGACCUUUCCAACAGGGCAACAGGGGACCAUUCCAACAGGACAACAGACCAUUCCAACGGGAUAACAGUUCUUUUCAACAAGAGAACAGUGGCCAACAGCAAGGAAACAGUGGCACAUAUAUGCAAGACAAUAAUAGAGGCAUGCAAACUAACAGACAAUUUCCUAUGCAAAAUAAUAGAGGUCCUAAUAAUGUGCAGGAAAAUAGAGGUCCUCUUAUACAGAACCCUCCAAACCAACCUGUUAUGCAAAGUAAUCAGCAACCUUUCGGGCAAGGCAUGCAGGAUAACCGUGGAGGACCAUAUAUGGGGUCCCAAAGAGGCAGCUUUGACAAUAAUACUGGACAGGAUUCGUACAAUCAAGGGCCUCGACCUAACUUCGCGAAUAACAGACCCCAAAAUAAUAACAAUUUCGAUAAUAGACAACCCAACCAACAACAGUUUGGUAACUAUGACCCUCAGAAGAACUUUAGAGGCAGAGGCGGUGGUAGGGGUCAAAGAGGGCGUGGCAGGGGUUUUUAUAAAUAAGGAUAUCUCUUGAUUUACAAAUGAAUUCCUAAGGUAUUAUUUAAUUAAAGUUAUUUUACUAUACAAAAAGCACAGUAGGUGCGUGCAAUUGCAAUGUGUUUUACAUUAAAGUAUGAAUAAAUAUUUCAUGUAUUUAU
Messenger RNA from Chilo suppressalis (striped riceborer), 5076 nucleotides. NCBI's taxonomy places the organism in Eukaryota, Metazoa, Arthropoda, Insecta, Lepidoptera, Crambidae. The record is from the annotation of a GenBank genome assembly.